AUGGCUGCCGUCGAUGGCAUGACGACGAUGACAACGACGACUACGGAGCCGAUCGGUAUUUCGAACCUGCCGAAUCAGCGUCACCGUAUUUCGUCCCGCAAUGUUGCCAACUUUACGUUGAUGGUAGUUGGCGAAAGUGGUACUGGUAAGACGACAUUGAUCAACACACUCUUCCGCACCGAGCUGGCCAGCCCGAAGAACUACGCACAGCGUCACACGGCGCAGCUCGACAAGUCCGUCGAUGUGGAUGUGAUCCAUGCCGAGCUGGAAGAGAAGCAGUUCCGUGUGAACCUAACGAUUAUCGACACGCCUGGCUUUGGUGACUUUGUGAACAACCGCGACUGCUGGGCGCCGCUGGUUGACUUUAUUGACGACCAGUACGAGGCGUACAUGCGCCAGGAACAGCAACCGGUGCGCAAGCAGAUGGUUGACCGCCGUGUGCACGCAUGCCUGUACUUCAUUGCUCCGACGGGUCAUACGCUCAAGCCGCUGGAUAUCGAGACGAUGAAGCGUCUCUCGACCCGUGUCAACCUGAUUCCUGUCAUUGCUAAGGCCGAUACACUGACCCCGCGCGAUCUGGCCAUCUUCAAGGAGCGCAUUCGCGAGGUCAUUCGCCUGCAUGGUAUUCGCGUGUUUGCGCCGCCGGUCGAUGCGAUUGACGAGGCCAGUGCAGAACACGCUCGCUCCCUCAUGGCGUCGAUGCCUUUCAGCAUCAUCGGUAGCAACAAGGAUGUGCGCACCCGCGAUGGCCGUGUUGUGCGUGGUCGUGAAUACCUCUGGGGUGUGGCCGAGGUCGAAAACGAGCACCACUGCGACUUUAAGAAGCUUCGCUCGCUCCUUAUCCGAACACACAUGCUCGACUUGAUCACGAAUAUGGAGGAGCUGCACUACGAAAACUACCGCCAGACGCAGAUGGAGACGCGCAAGUUCGGCGAGCCGAAAGUGAAGAAGGUGGAGAACCCGCGCUUCAAGGAGGAGGAAGAAGCGCUGCGCCGCAAGUUUACCGACCAGGUGAAGCUCGAGGAAGGCCGCUUCCGCCAGUGGGAACAACACCUGAUCGCCGAGCGCGAUCGUCUAAACAAGGACUUGGAGACAGCGCAUGGUGCGAUCAAGCAGCUCGAGGCGGAGAUCGAGGCCAUGCAGAUGUCGGCGCGUGCGCCAAGGAGGUAA
Malassezia pachydermatis is the source of this 1170-nucleotide messenger RNA. RefSeq names its product cdc12-septin. Lineage: Eukaryota; Fungi; Basidiomycota; Malasseziomycetes; Malasseziales; Malasseziaceae. The coding region runs from base 1 to 1170 and encodes 389 amino acids. Gene Ontology annotation, molecular function: GTPase activity; GTP binding; molecular adaptor activity. Gene Ontology annotation, biological process: cytoskeleton-dependent cytokinesis. The record is from RefSeq and is a predicted model, not a curated record. The transcript has 4 exons. Gene Ontology annotation, cellular component: microtubule cytoskeleton; cytosol; septin ring.